Molecule: messenger RNA, 3558 nt
Organism: Lactuca sativa (garden lettuce)
Lineage: Eukaryota; Viridiplantae; Streptophyta; Magnoliopsida; Asterales; Asteraceae
Biological process (GO): protein ubiquitination
Cellular component (GO): CCR4-NOT complex
Molecular function (GO): RNA binding; ubiquitin-protein transferase activity
Source: RefSeq, a predicted model, not a curated record
AGAAAAUCAGACGCACAAAUACAGCGAAAGCUUAAAACACAUCCGUAGACGAUCGCCUCUCUCUUUCUCUCUCUCGUUCCCAAUUAGCCUUUGUGGCUCUCUCUUUCUCUCUCAUCCUCUUCGCUUCUCCAUCUACUCUCUCUCUUUCGUUGAUCCAUCGACCUACUGCAACCAUGAGUGAUGAAGGAGAAAAGACUUGCCCACUUUGUGCUGAAGAGAUGGAUUUGACAGAUCAGCAGCUGAGGCCUUGCAAAUGUGGCUAUGAUAUUUGUGUUUGGUGUUGGCACCACAUUAUGGAUAUGGCUGAGAAGGAUGAUACAGAAGGGAGGUGCCCAGCAUGUCGCACCCCUUAUAACAAGGAAAAAAUAGUUGGGACAGCAUCAAAGUGUGAAAGAUUGGUAUCUGAAAUGAGUGUGGAAAAGAAACAAAAGUCACUGAAGGGAAAAACCAAAACUUCUGAAGGUAGAAAGCAGCUUAGUAGUGUGAGGGUUAUUCAAAGGAACCUUGUCUACAUUGUGGGACUACCUCUUAAUUUAGCAGAUGAAGAUCUUCUGCAGCGAAAAGAAUAUUUUGGUCAGUAUGGGAAGGUGCUGAAGGUUUCUAUAUCUCGGACAGCAGCUGGUUCCAUUCAACAUUUUGCAAACAAUACUUGUAGUGUAUAUAUUACUUACUCAAAGGAGGAUGAAGCUGUUCGAAGCAUACAAUCAGUACAUGGGUUUGUUUUGGAGGGUAGACCUUUGAGAGCCUGUUUUGGGACCACAAAGUAUUGUCAUGCAUGGCUGAGAAACAUGCCUUGCACCAAUCCUGAUUGCUUGUAUUUGCAUGAGUUUGGAUCACAAGAGGAUAGCUUCACUAAAGAUGAAAUAAUAUCAGAAUAUACAAGGGGUAGAGUUCAGCAAGUUACUGGUAUUACAAAUGAUAUACAAAGGCGAUCAGGGAAUUUUUUACCACCUGCAGCAGAUGAUUACUCUAAUAACACCACUUCUUCAUGGGCAAAACCUAUUAGUAAAACUCCUACAAAUGAUACAACCAACAGCAUGAAAGUUUCCCCACCAAAUAGCAGUUCUGGGAGAUCUGUAGCUCUUCCUGCAGCAGCCUCAUGGGGAACACAUGCUUCAAAUAGCCAACCUCUUGCUGCAAAUGCAGUGAGUUCUAAUGGAACUUUAAAGCAAAAGGUGGACACCUGUACUUCUACUACUACUACUGCUACACUAUCAUUUUCAACAGCAGUAGUGAGCCCCUCAUCACAUUCCAAUGGGAUACUAAAGAAUCACAGUGAAGAAAGUAAGCUGCAACAUCAUCAUCCGGAAUCUGCUACCUCAACCAUAAACAGUCAUCUUUGUACAGCCGCACCAAAUGAUAAAAACGAUUCAAUGCAAUCUUCCGAAACUGCCCCUGACAAGGACAAGGAUGUUGUUUCUGAUGAAGAAGGAAUCCAGAAGUUAUCAUCACUCAGCAUUGGUAGGAAUCAUGGAUUAGGAUUACAACCAUGUGAAGAUGAAAAACUUGUACAAGUACAACCUUUCACUUCAAAUAAACCAAAGAAAGGCACCAAUACCAAUACCAAUACCAAUCCCAAUCCCAAUCCCAAUCCCACCAUGGAUAAUAAAAGACAAGUGUUUUGUUUAGAACCAGAACCAGAACCAGAUUUUCAGAAUAAUGUAGAAGAAGAAGAAGAAGAAGAAGAAGAAGAAGAAGUUGCAGUUAGUGAAGCAGAAGCAGAAGUGGAUUUGUUAUCUUUUAAUGAUCAGAGGCUGAGGGAUCCAGAAGUUGUUACACAUACAAGCUAUAUACAGAAUGUCCCUCAAUCAUCCCAUGUGAAUCAGACUUGUUAUUCCCCAUUUGGGAAUCAAAACCUUGAUAGAGGAGGUUCCCUUUUGAAUACCAUAAAUAUGCCAGUAGCCAAUGGGCAUUCUUCCAAUGGAGAUGUCAAUUCCUUUUUUGAAGGGUCUAAUGGACAUUCUUAUAUUAAUAAGCAAAUUGGAAUGUUUGAUGAUACUACAGCAAAGAGGGACCACCAUAUUAGUAGUAAUAAUAAUAAUAAUGGAUCAAUAGAUUUAGGAGAAAACAGUAUAAUAUCUAAUAUUCUGUCAAUGGACUUUGACCCUUGGGACGAGUCAUUAACUUCACCUCAGAACUUGGCUAAAUUAUUAGGCAACAACAGUGAUAAACAAGAAAGAUCUGUCUCUUCAAGGAAAACACAAAAUUGCAAUCAGUCAAGAUUCUCAUUUGCAAGAGAGGAGGAUCAAGGAUCCAAUUUCAAUUUUACACAAAGUUUUAAUGAUUUUGGGCAAAAUCUCAAUCAUCAGAACAUGAACAUGAACAUGAAGCGUGAUUUUGUCAGCAACACAGAUGAGAAUGGUUUCUCUGCUUUUAAUUUUGAGGAAUCUGACAAUCGUAGUGCUGGCAAUUAUUCUUCCAAUAAGAUUUCAGUUUCAAGAUCUCAAAUCUCUGCACCUCCUGGAUUUAUGGGGCCCAGCAGAGCACCACCUCCAGGGUUCACCUCUAAUGAGAGGAUAGAACAGACAUAUGAUAACUUAUCUGGGAAUCAUAUGUUUGAGAGUGGUUCUAUAAUGAGAAAAAUGCAUCAGCAUCAGCAUCAAGCAGCAGCGGCUCCUGUAUAUAACGGUGGUGAGCUUGAGUUGAUGGAUCCUGCAAUUUUAGCUAUUGGUGGUAGUAGAGUUGACAUGAUGAGAUCAUCAUCAAACUUCCCUUCACAACAACAUGCUGUUGCUUCUUCUUAUGAAAACGAUAACAGGCUUAGACUUUUAAUGCAAAGCCAAAGAUCUUCUUUCACACACCAAACUCAAAACCAAAACCAGAGAUUUAGUGAGCUAGGCCUAGGAGGAGAUGGUUAUGGAGUUCCUUCAAGAAUUCUAGAACAGAACAACAACCGAUCCAGCUAUCAGCAGGGUGGAUUCCAACAGCCGAGGAUAUCUAAUGGGCAUUGGGAUGGAUGGAAUGAAGUUGGGAAUGGGAAUGGGAAUGAUAUUGCAAUGGCGGAGCUUCUGAGGAACGAGAGAUUGGGAUUCAACAAGUAUUAUUCUUCUGGUUAUGGUUAUGAAGAUACAAAGUUCCGGAUGCCAAGUUCGGGUGAUCUGUAUAACAACAGAACAUUUGGGAUUUAAUUAAGGAGAGGAGGAGAUGUGACUUGACUUGACUGACUUGCUUGCUUAAUGUGGAAUUCCAGAUGGAAUGGAUUGUGUUAUUGUUGAAAGAUUGAAAAACCUUCUGAAACAGGGCUUCCAGAAAACCACCAGGGUUAUACCAAGUAAUGAGAAUGAGAGGAGGACCCUGUUCCAGAAGAAGAAGAAGAACAAGUCUCAAGUGGAGAGAGGAUAUGGAUAUGGUGUGUACAUAAUAAGCAUCAACCAACUAAGCCCAGUGAGUGUGAUUGAUUUGAUUUGAUUUGAUUUGUCCAGAAAAAUAGUAAUUAUAUAAUGUUGGUGCCUCAAGAUAAAAGCAACUUAAUUAAUAUGCAUUUGCAGCAAGCAGUAUGAAUGAUGUUAUUAUUAUGGUCUUGUUUUCUUAUAAUCUAUCUAACCAUAUCAUAUACAA